AUGCUCUGUCGCCCCACCUCAACCGUUCGAUCCUACUUCUAUCGCGCGAUACCUCGUACUCGCUCUUGCACGCGCUCGCCUCCCUGCAUCCCCAUGUCGACCGCACCUGUAACGAAGAAGCCUCGAACGGCCCCAUUGAUCGGCACUCACUCGGGUACCUUCCACGCCGACGAGGCGCUGGCUGUGUUUCUUCUGCGCCUGCUUCCCGAAUAUGGUCAAGCGGAGAUCGUGCGAUCGCGUGAUCCCGCUGUGCUUGAUGAAUGUACCGUCGUCGUCGACGUAGGCGGAACCUACGAGCCCGAGCGACUGCGCUUCGACCAUCACCAGCGCGGCUUCAACGAGACUUUUGGACAUGGCUUCGUGACCAAACUUAGCUCCGCCGGGCUCGUGUACAAGCACUUUGGUCGAGCUAUCCUUUCGCACGUACUAGACCUACCGCAGCAGUCGCCGUCGAUCGAUACGCUUUACCUCAAGCUCUACGCCGACUUCGUCGAAGCGUUCGAUGGAAUCGACAACGGCAUCGCUGCACAGUCAGGGCCUUCUCUCUAUAAGUCACGCACUGAUAUUUCGUCACGAAUCGGUCAUCUCAAUCCGCGCUGGAACGAGCCGCACUCGGAUGCGAUCCUUGAUGAGCGCUUCCUCAAGGCGAGUCACUUGGCCGGCACUGAAUUGCUCGAGCGUGUCGACUACACCGCCAAGGCAUGGCUGCCAGCACGCGAGAUUGUGCUCGAGGCAUUACAAUCUCGCAAGGGGGUACACGGCUCUGGACGAAUAUUGCUCUUCUCGAUGUUUGCGCCUUGGAAGGUUCGUCGUUUCAACUUACUGUCGCCCCGGCUCGAGCUUGUUAACCAACGCCGAUUCUUCACCCGCUGUCAUUCACCAUUGUAGGAACAUCUACACCUGCUUGAGCAGGAGCUUUGUAUCCCAGAAAGCGAGCGUCCGUGGUACGUGCUUUACCCCGAAGGCAGCGACAUGUCUGGAAAAUGGCGAGUUCAGGCCGUACCGAUGACACAAGAGUCAUUCGAGUCACGCUAUCCUCUGCCUGAGGUGUGAGUUUUGCAGCUAGGGCUGGAAGAAAUGUCCCACAACUGCUCGAUCGCAUGAUGAGCGUCUUUAAUCGAAAUACACGUUGGCUCGCUUUCAGAUGGCGCGGCGUUCGGGAUGAUGCUCUCUCCAAGUUGACUGGCAUCGACGGCUGCAUUUUCGUUCAUGCGGCGGGCUUCAUCGGAGGUGAGUGUAGCAGUGUUCUAUGCACCGUAUGAUGGGCUAAACCUCUUGUGGAGGAAUGAUUAAUUCUCCACAGGUAAUCAAUCAAAGGAAGGCGCCAUGAAAAUGGCCAUCGAGGCUCUGCACUUUUGA
Microbotryum saponariae is the source of this 1359-nucleotide messenger RNA. Lineage: Eukaryota; Fungi; Basidiomycota; Microbotryomycetes; Microbotryales; Microbotryaceae. The record is from the annotation of a GenBank genome assembly.